AUGGCUGAGCAGCUCAACCUUGGUUCAGAUGCGGCCUUGGAGAAGAGAACAAGAUGGUGCCGAAAGCCAAGUGCUCCAGCAGUACAAGUAGAUGAUGCAAAGACACGGAAGGUCUACACCCUCGGGACUUGGCGAGUGAGCCGCGAGGUUUAUCUUUGGCAACUUUCCUCGUUGGAUGUGAAGCUGUUGGUAGACGUUCGUGGAAACCCACGUGCUGGACGAGAGGAGCAGCUGUUCCGGGGCAAGGAUUUCACCAAAGCGCUGCUAAGUGUUGGGGUGCGAUACGAAUACUGGGGUGACAGGCUUGGGGAGGAAGAGGUGGAGGGAGCGGAGCCAGAGGACCUGAAGCGUUUAUUGAAGGGUCUUUUGGCAUCAGCGCCGAAAGGUCCAAUCUGCAUCUUUGGACACAUGCAUGAACCCCAAAAGUGCCAUCGUUUGCAGCUGUGCAAUCUUCUGCCAGCCGAAUGCCUUGUGCAGCAUCUCAUGUGGGAAGACCAUCGCAAUGUACGAGUGAUGGGGCACGAGCAGGCGGAUUCCCUGUACAAUCGUUGGGUGGAGUACUUCUACAACAGGCGAUCCAUGGAGGAAGUCAAACGACAAGAGGAGAGGCGUCGAGCUUCUGAGGUCCCUGACACCUCCGCGCCCACUCCCGCUGUUUCCUCCGGGUGGGGUCGAGCAAAGGCUUUGCGCGAGAAGGAAGAGGCAGCAGCUGCGCGACUGGCACGGCUUGCAGAGAUGCGGGCCAAGGAGAUCUUGUGGUAUCCCCAUUUCCUGGAUGACAGUGAGGCUAGUCAACUGGAGACCACGAUCAAGGAUCGGGUGACCAUGUAUCAUGCGACCUACUACUUUCAGACGCCUAGCGGCAUUGUUCAGGAGACUGUGAACAGGAAAGGGCAGGCUCGGAUCUGCGAUGAUUUCAAUUUCGGGAUCCAAUACGACACCUCAAGGGACGCGUCCUCCACCUACGUCUCCCAGAAGAUGGAGCCAUGGACCAGGUCUCUACUUCGACGGAUUGAAGGGGCCAGUGAGGCCGUGUUUAAUGCCAUUUGGUUUAACCACUACCGCGAUGGCACGGUGACCAUCCACUGGAGCAAGCGAGAGUGGAGUGGGAAGCGCAGAGGUCGCGGCUCCACUGUGCCAUGGCAGGGUAUCAUCCACAUCACGUUUCCGCUCUUUCACGGGUCGCUGGCGGUGAUGGGCAAGAACUCACAGAGGCACUGGCUGCACGCAGUACCUGCCAUGGAGGGCAUCCAUGCGGAGCGCACCAAUCUCACCUUUCGCUUCUGGGCCCUGGAAGGUUUCGAAACGAUCGAUGCCGCAGAAGCUGAAAGCAGCAAAGAGGAGAACAGCCAUCCAAGCAAGCUGAACAAGUUUCGGCUUCACGUGACUCCUGAUGCGCAACUGGUGGAGCAGCAGAGUGCCAGGAACGGAAGCAAGCUGUGCCCUGUUAUCUUAGACUCUCCGAAUGAUGCAGCCACGACAACAGGCGAAAUGCUGCGGAGGCUAUGUGAUCACGUGCUUCCGGCUGGUGUGGAGGACGUCCAGCUAGCUGUGUCGACCUCCCGGGAAGAAGCUUACUGCUGGUUAGGAGGGAAUGAAGGGAUACAACAGCUGGCUCUGCUGGAUGAUGCGAAGCCGCUUCGAGACGAGCUGGAGCCCAUGCGGCAAGAUUUUAGGGUUUAG
Messenger RNA from Symbiodinium pilosum, 1683 nucleotides. NCBI's taxonomy places the organism in Eukaryota, Dinophyceae, Suessiales, Symbiodiniaceae. The record is from the annotation of a GenBank genome assembly.